Molecule: messenger RNA, 2155 nt
Organism: Dioscorea cayenensis subsp. rotundata (Guinea yam)
Lineage: Eukaryota; Viridiplantae; Streptophyta; Magnoliopsida; Dioscoreales; Dioscoreaceae
Product: ankyrin repeat-containing protein At5g02620-like
Exons: 4
Coding region: 442-2067 (541 amino acids)
Cellular component (GO): plasma membrane
Molecular function (GO): protein phosphatase regulator activity; protein phosphatase 1 binding
Source: RefSeq, a predicted model, not a curated record
AGCAGUAGGAUGGGAAUGCAAUCAAAUUUUAUAUUCAAUUUUGAGGCAAAGAGCUCGUUUUGCUCGUUCUUGGAAGAAGGUGGGAGGAAAGCAGUGCAAAUGGUGACAGUCAUUAGAGUCCAUGGAGAAUCAUCCAUCUCUCAAUCCAUUCUUUAAGUUGCACACGAGAGUCAGCAAUGGUUUCUUCAAAGAGUUCUCUCUUGGUUGGACUCCUUUUUAUGGUCUUCUAACUGUUUCAGAGUUCUUAUCUUCUGUUCUUGUUGUCAAUCUUCAAUAAAAGUUUGGAUUUUUGAGGAUCUGUGUUAGAGUUUAAAGAGAGUGACAAGAGAACAAUAUGUUAUCAUUUCAAUGGAGUUGAUUGGAUAGAAGAAGAGAAAGAAGAGUAGAAGUAGAAAAAGAAAGAAGAUUUGAUCCUUGUUUUGAGGAUUUGUAUCUGUGGAGAUGGAGAAACAGCAGAGUUUUCGAAUUGCUGCUCUUGAGAAGCUGCAGAGCUUUAGGGAGAAGAAGCCGAAGGACAAUAUCUGCAAGCGUGGUGACACACAACUCCAUCUUGCGGCAAGAGCUGGCAACACUGCACUUGCUGAGAGGACAAUUUCAGAGUGUAAAGAGAGUCAGUUGAAGGACUUGGUAUCGAAGCAGAACCAGGACGGAGAGACUGCAUUGUAUGUUGCGGCAGAGAGUGGACAUGUUGAGGUUGUUUGUGAGAUUUUGAAGGUUUCUGAUAUGCAGGCGGCUGCAAUCAAGGCGAACAACAGUUUUGAUGCUCUUCAUAUUGCUGCCAAGCAGAGUCAUGCUGGAGUGAUAAAAGAGCUUUUAUCGUCUUUCCCUCCUCUUGCCAUGACUACCAACAUUGGAAAUUCUACGGCCUUGGAUACUGCUGCGGCUCAAGGUCAUAUUGACGUUGUGAAUCUUUUAUUAGAAACAGAUGCAAGUCUUGCAAAGAUUGCUCGUAACAACGGCAAAACUGUCCUCCAUUCAGCAGCAAGAAUGGGUCAUGUAGAGGUUGUAAAAACCCUUUUAAGCAAGGAUCCUGGUCUUGGUAUGCGAACAGAUAAGAAGGGUCAGGCACCAAUUCAUAUGGCGGUGAAAGGCUAUAAUGUUGAGAUGAUAAUGGAGCUGCUGAAACCUGAUCCUUCUUCUGUAAUCAACUUGGAGGAUAACAAGGGUAACACGCCACUCCAUAUUGCUACGAGGAAGGGACGUCCUGAGGUUUUGCGAGCUUUAUUAUCGGUUGAAAGUAUCGAUGUCAAUGCAGUUAACCGAGCAGGCGAGACUGCGCUUGGAAUUGCAGAAAGAAUAUCUAAUGAAGAAGCUGCCACCAUUUUAAGAGCAGCUGGUGCUGUAGUAGUGAAACAUACAGCUCCAGUGACUGCGAAACAAUUGAAGCAGACGGUUAGUGAUAUAAAACAUGGUGUCCAAUCACAACUCCGGCAAACCCGUCAAACAGGUCUGAGGGUUCAGAAAAUAAGAAAGAGGCUGCAGAAGCUGCACAUAAGUGGGCUUAACAAUGCUAUCAAUUCAAACACUGUCGUCGCUGUGCUAAUAGCCACUGUAGCUUUUGCUGCAAUAUUUACAGUCCCCGGUCAGUAUGUUGAGGAUCCUACCGACGGAUAUACUCUAGGGGAAGCCUACAUUGCUACCGACCCAGCAUUCACUGUGUUUUUGGUGUUUGACUCGUUGGCCCUCUUCAUCUCCCUCGCUGUUGUGGUAGUCCAGACUUCGCUGAUUGUUAUCCAGCAGAAGGCGAAGACAUUGAUGGUUUUUGUGAUGAACAAACUGAUGUGGAUUUCUUGCCUCUUCAUAUCGAUCGCCUUCGUAGCACUCACCUUCAUUGUAGUAGGCCGCAAUGGGUGGUGGCUAUCUUGGUGUACAUUGGCAAUAGGCACGUCGAUAAUGCUAACGACGAUGGGUUCCAUGUGCUACUGCAUUAUUAUACAUAGAAUCGAAGAGAAGAACUUGAGGAAUAUAACAAGAACAUCUAGAAGCAGGUCGAAAUCGUUCACUCUGUCGGUCGCUUCAGACUCGGAGAUACUAAAUAAUGAAUACAAGAAGAUUUAUGCUAUCUAGCAUUGAUGAAACUAUUUGACACUGUAUAUUAUCUAUCAACAUAUGUGCCAAGGCCGCUGAAUUUUGAAGGUAAGUUUUGUUCAGUGUU